CCAGCACCGGCGAACACCCGCGAUCGGAGAGAUUUCCAUUCAACUGCCGCGUGCCACGACUGCAGCUGGGAUAUAGAAGGGAAAAGAUACAGAUAGCAAGAGAAGUUGCAGGAAAAUGGCCGACAUGGACGAAUUUGCGCAAACCCGGGGCGCUGAUGAUUUAUUUGACGAUGAGAUCAUCCCCGUUGCUGCGGAGGAGCAAGCUCGGCCUGAGACCCAAGUACCUGGGGAAGAGGAACAUGUGACACCACCGGCAGCUACGGCGACAACUACGACGGAACUGGAAACAACACCUACUCGCACUGAUACCCCGCCGCGAUCUCGGGGUGGUGAGCGACGAGGACGCGGGAAGGGAAGAGGCCGGGGUGGGAGAGGCGCACACAAUUCGGGCCCGAGACGGACAGAUGCACCUAAGAAUAAGGUCGGUGAUAUUGAUGCAGAGCCUGAGGUCCGUGAUGGAGAGGAAAAUCCAGCGGAGGUUCCUGUUGAGAAGACAGAGCAGUCGAACAAGGACGAGGCUGCUGCUGCUGCUGCUGCUGCUGCUGCUGGACCAGAGGCCCCGCGGGUGCCAGCUGUUCGUGGAGAUAGGAGCGCAACCGGAGGGAUCAAAAAGCCAAAACUUACGGAAGAAGAACUUUCGCGGCGCAUUGCCGCUGCCAGGGAGAACGCAGCCAAGGUAGCAGCCGCGCAUGCCCGCGCUGAAGCAGACCAGGCAUCAUUCUUAGAGCGCGAGAAGAUUGCGGAGAAGAAGCGCCGCGAGGAACGACAGAAUCGUAAAAUAAUGGACUCUGAGAGAGAGCGAAACCGACUACGGAAGCUGGAAGCGUUGAAUGGAAGAGAGUGGGAUGCAGACAAACAAGAGGAUCAGUUCAGUGGGCGCGGGGGCAAACAGUUCCGUCGAGGAAUGCACGGUGGUGUCUCUGGAUAUGGAAGACGGGACGUAGGGGAAUCUCAAGUUGGCGAAGAACCACCACCGCACAGCCCCCGUGGUCGUGGGCGAGGUGGAAGAGGCGGACGCGGUCGUGGUGGUCAGCGUGGGCCCCGAGAUGCCUCAUCUAGCGAUCGACCCUCAGAGGCACCCCAAAUCUCCGGAAACAAGACUGCAUCCUCUGCUCCCGGUAUUGAUAACGAAGCCGAAUUCCCCUCUCUUCCUGGAGGAGGGAAGAAAGACAAGGUCCCAGACAAAGCUGUACCUCCUCUUGAUGAUCUCAACCCCAAGCCGUUAUCACCGGUCUCUGGGGCGACAUGGGCAGAACAAGUGGAAGCACAGCCGGAGUAGACAUUAACAGUUGGCUUGAUGUUCUGGCUUACUUUUUCUAUUCCUAUAACUAUAUCUUACCCCCCGGAUGUUUAUGAUUUAACGCAGAUUGUUCAUGUUUAUUCCCCCCCCAAAAAUGCUGUGUCUGUGAGGAUACCACCAAGUCCAUUCCUCUUGUUAUGGCUUGAUAAAAUUCACAUCCCAUUCGUUUUGUAUUUCUUCAGAAACCAAAUUCAUCUACCUACAUAAAUCAUACCCCAUGCUUCGACCGCUGCUGUUGGUGAUAUUUGAUAAUUAUUAAGUAGGAAUGAUUCAUGACUAUCCCAUGCUUC
Molecule: messenger RNA, 1590 nt
Organism: Aspergillus ochraceoroseus IBT 24754
Lineage: Eukaryota; Fungi; Ascomycota; Eurotiomycetes; Eurotiales; Aspergillaceae
Exons: 2
Coding region: 116-1279 (387 amino acids)
Source: RefSeq, a predicted model, not a curated record